AUGGCUGAAAAUACAAUGCCUCGCUUUAGCCAGUCCAGUACAACAAACAACGAACACAAGAAAAAGGGUUGUGCCAAAAGGAUUGUGGGAGACGUGAAAACAGGCGAAGCCAAUACCCAAUACAAAUGCUGUAUUACUAGCGACCAAGGCCAUUCUCCCCAGGCGCUUAACCUGGAAAAUACUCCUCAGGAAAAGCUAGUCUUGGUUAUCGAGGAGUUUCUCCAAGAGACGAUUCCCAUUUACAAAGAUCGUCUUCCGCAAAAGAUGGAAGAUUUCGACACUACGCAAUACGCCUACAUCGGGACAAAGAGGAGGACUGCCAUUGUGGUCACAAGACUCAGUGGGCAGAGGGUCUACUUUUACCAUCUAUUGAACAACAAGGACAGACUUUGGACCGCCGGUCUCCUGGCCAAGGAUAUUUACGACCAGAUCUUCUUCUAUUCCGAAUUUGCUCGAUAG
Fusarium venenatum is the source of this 459-nucleotide messenger RNA. RefSeq lists its product as uncharacterized. The record is from RefSeq and is a predicted model, not a curated record. NCBI's taxonomy places the organism in Eukaryota, Fungi, Ascomycota, Sordariomycetes, Hypocreales, Nectriaceae.